AUGUCCCAGGAGAGCCGAGACAAGGUCGCCAUCAUUGGCGUCGGCUGCAAGUUUCCGGGCGCAAACAGUUUAGAAGAGUUCUGGAGAGUACUAGAAAACGGUGAAAAUCACGUGAUUGAGAUCCCAGAAACCCGCUGGUUUCACGAGGCCUUUUACGACAGUGAUUUCAACACACCGGCAAAAACCCACGCUAGGAAAGCAGGGCUGCUCAAAGACCACCUGGCCUUCGACAACAAGCUGUUCAACAUCAAAGACGUGGAGGCCGAUAUCAUGGAUCCACAACAAAGAUAUGUGCUGGAAUGUUGUCACCGUGCUCUAGAGGACGCCGGCAUCACCCGGGAUCAGAUCAAGGGCUCUAACACCAGUGUCUACAUGGGCGCCAUGAACCAAGACUACCGCAGCGAGUUCAACGCCCCCUCCAUGGUACCAGACAACUACGCAGUGACUGGAGUCUCCAGCAGCAUCAUCGCCAACAGAGUGUCCUUUGUCUAUGACCUGCGGGGGUCAUCUGUUACCUUGGAUACCGCCUGCUCAUCUUCUCUAGUGGCCAUUGAUCUGGGAUAUAUGGCUCUAAAAGCCGGAGUCUGUGACAUGGCCAUCUGUGGUGGGGUCAGCUCCAUCCUGUGUCCUGAUCUCUUCAUCCAUCUCAGCAAGGCUCGCAUGGUUUCUGCCAAAGGCCAAUGCUUCGCCUUCUCCGACCAGGUGGACGGGUACACCCGUGGCGAGGGCUGUGGGGUCGUCAUCCUAAAGAGAUACCAAGAUGCUAUUAAAGACAAGAACAAAAUCUGGGCAACAAUUGAUUCCUUCUCUAACCAAGAUGGCGGCACGGUAACGCCCAUGUCCAAGCCGUCAGGAGAGCAGCAGGUUAGACUUCUGGAGGAGAUCUACAGUAGAAACAGGAUUGAUCCCAAACGUCUGGCUUACAUUGAAGCACACGGAACUGGGACCGUUGUCGGUGACUUCACUGAAGUCAACGCCUUGGGCAAGUUCUUCAAAAUAAAGCAAGCAGAGCAGUAUCGUUACCUCGGCUCCGUGAAGACCAACAUUGGGCAUCUGGAAUCAGCUGCCGGAUCUGCGGGUCUAAUCAAAGUUCUUCUGAUGAUGAAACACUCAAAGAUUGUGCCUUCUCUGCAUUUCGACAGACCCAAUCCAAAUAUUGAUUUUAAUGGCUUUAACCUGCGGGUUCCAACAAAAGUCAUUGCUUGGCAAGCUGUGACUAAACUGGCCAGUGUCAGCUCUUAUGGCUUUGGUGGUACAAACUGUCAUGCAAUCAUUGAAAGUCAUGGCCAGCCUCCUAGUAUCAGUAGUGACGUGAAAGCAGAAAGUAUCGUCUGCUUUUCUGCAAUGAACCUGGAGUCACUCAAGGGCAGCAUGAAAGACUUUGUUAAUUAUCCAAACGUACAGUCCAUGAAUAUUGAAGACCUGUCGUUGACGUCCACCAGACAUCGCGACCACUUCUCUGUACGCCAGGCUUUUGUGGCCAACACUACGGAGAGUUUACUAGGCCAAGUGGUGGAUGAAAUGGCGAAGGUCAAGCAUGAUUCCACAGAUGCCAGAAAGCCAAAGAUUGUGUUUGUCUUUAGUGGAAUGGGGACUGCCUGGGCUGGAAUGGGCAGAGAUUACAUGUCUAACAGCAAGGUAUUUAGAGAUAAGAUCAGGGAAAUUGACAAAUUUCUGGGUGGUUAUGUCCCCUGGACGGUGGAAGAUCGCUUAUGCACGGAGUAUGAUACAAACGAUGAGAUGUUCUGGCCGAUUGCAAUAUGUGCUUGUCAGAUAGCAACAGCGCAUCUUUGGAUGAGUUUGGGUGUCACCCCAGACUGUACCGUGGGUAGUUCUGUGGGUGAAGUAGCUGCCGCCCACAUUGCUGGACGUGUAUCCUUGUCUGAUACAGUCAAAGUCAUUUAUCAUAGAUCUAAACUUUUGGCCAGGCUUGUUGGAUCUGGCCGGAUGAUCUUGUUUAGAGGAGUUGGCAUUGAGGAUGUUGAUCAAAUUGUCAACAAGUGGCCAGGCAAGGCAAAUGUCUCUGUAAGAACUAGCCCAAGGACUUGCGCGGUCAGUGGUCAGACUGACAUCAUAGCUGCCAUCGAAGAUGAUGUGAGAAAACUGGCGAAGCUGCAAAAAGUGGACAUUGAAGUCAUCGAUCUGAACCUCCCUCUUGCCUACCAUAGCCAUUGUGUGGAUGGGUGCAAGGAUGAACUGAGGCAGGCACUCAACGGCACUGGACCUUGUCUCUCAGCAGCUGGUAUAGACAUGAUUUCCAGUGUAACGGGCGAAUUUAUCAACGGACCGGUCAAUGCGGAAUACUGGGUGGACAAUGUUCGUGAGCCGGUACUCAUCAUGGAAGCCCUGAAGAAAUCCUUUAUAGAUGAGGACAACACCGUGUACAUUGAAGUCGGCUCCAAACCUCUGAUGGCGGCUCAUACAGAUGACAUAUUUCCUGGGAAGAAUGUCAAGGUGGUUGUGUCCAUGCGCUCUAAGGGAACAUGGAAAACAUUUCUGGAAGCUCUAGCUAAAGCUUACAAACAUGGUUGCAGUGUCGACUGGAAGAAUCUGCCCCAGUCUGGGCAUCUCCUGACCGCAGUUCCUCGCUACAGCUUCAACCCCAGAAGAUGUCUGCAUCACUCAGAGACUUCAUCAAUGACAAUGGCUGGAAUCAAUUUCUUGAAGAGAGAUCAUCCGUUUGUGUUUCCAGUGGAAUCCACAAACAAGCACAAGGUCUUUCUGACACUUGCAACAUUCAGGUCUGUGUUUGACCACAAAGUGGCUGGUCAGCUAAUUAUCCCAGGUGCUCUCUAUGUUGAGUGCGGUUUUGCUUUGAGCAAACAGAUAAGCCUCAGUGAAGCAGAGCACUACUCUGUGUCGGCGACAUUUGAACAGGCCUGCCAUUUUACAGAGAAAGAACCCGUUGUGUUCACGCUUGAUGUCAGCGCCUCUCAGACUAUAGAUACCAGCUCCUCUUUCAAGAGCUACAGAAUUGCAAUCAUGCACCACAAGACGCGCUUUGCGACGGUUCAACUACAUCCACACUAUGCCCCAAAGGACAAAGUGGCCGUCAACAUUCCACAAGUGAUGAUUCGAUGUCAGGAACUCUUCAACAGAAACGACAUUUACGACAAGCUGACCAGGUUCGGCUUUAACUACGGCCCUCUCUACAAGCUUCUCUAUGAGGCUAGGAAAGGUAAUGAAGAAUGUAUUGUCCGUGCAAUGAUUCCUGACGAACUUGUCCAUGAGUGCGCUGCCACGAUAGUGCACCCGUCCUUGCUAGACGUUAUGAUUCAGACAUUCAUUGUUCUCUUAGAAGAGAGCGGGGACAGGAAAGAAUUACUACCCAUCUCCAUAGGAAAGGUGACGCCUUACAGGACUUUUGAAAAGCAAAUGUACAUCUACACAACUGUCAAGGAUCGUUAUGGCAAGAUGAUAAUAUUUGACAGCAAACUGACAACACUGGAUGGGGACAUAAUUGUAGAAAUGGAGGAUCUGACCCUGAAAUUCCUGUCUGCAGAGACCAGCAAUGAUGAACACAGCACAGAGCACAUCUCCAGAAGUCACUGGGUGAUGAAAGUACCAGACUACCCCUACACUCAGCAAACAGAUCCACAGAUUCUGUACAUGAGCAAUGAAUCUGUGCCCCCUGAGGUGACAAGUAUUGAGUACAGUAUCGAUGAAGACUGCAGUGAAACAAUCAUAAGACACAUGGACUCUCUUAAGAAAAACCGCAUCCUAGACACUUUUCGCUUGAUUAUUUUCAACAUCAGCUUUAAGUUUGAUGAAUCUGUAGAAGCAGCAGUAAUCCAGUCAAAGAUUGUAAACCUCUGCAUGGUCCUGAAAAGUGUCUUCUGUUUUCCCCUAAAAAUCCCCGUCCAUGUUUUCACAAGAUGGGCCCUCCCUGCUGAAUAUUCAUCGUCUAACAGGGACAACAUCAACCCUGUAAUGACUUCAGUCUGGGGGAUGAUUAGAAGCGCUAUCCAGGAACAGGCUGCAGACAUUUCUGUGUUUGAUCUCCAUUUACCACAGGCACAGUGUUCUCUGGAUCGCAUGACUUCCAUCUCUAACUUUGUUCACAAGAAUGAGGAUCUAAAACGCUUCAAUGAAUGGCUGGUCACAGAAAACAGAAUGUUUGUUCACGAGAUUAUCUCACUCACCAACAAUACCGUACCGGUCUUCAGGCACAUCUCUGCGGACAGACACAAACAUGUCCUACAAGUCUCUAACGGACCUCUGGGCUCCACGGAAACAUUUUGUGUGUAUGAUGAAAGCGAAAUUUGUGGCAACAGUCAAAAUAAUUUGGAGAUUAACGUCACAGAUUCAGUUAUCCUUCACCCAAAACUGUUCAACCUGUCAGUGCCGUACAGUACCAUGGUACCACACAGGAGUCACUUGGGGAAUGGAAGUGUUGUCUUUGUUCUAGAAACAAGAGGCAAACAAGAUGACACUAGUGAAAAUGGAAGUCACUGGGAGAUCAUGUCAUGUUACCCAUCUCCUAUGGGGUCGCAGAUCUCUGUGCCAGCUGAAGCUACUGUGCCGAGAGAGAUGUUUGAGGAUUACACAAAUGGCGACCUCGUCAGGCUCUCUGUGCUGAUGACCCUGUCUGAAUACAUUAAGGGCAACUCCCUUACAAUCCUGACGUCGUCAUCUACAAAAGGAUUUGGUCAAAUACUAUGUGAUAUUCUGGCUUUUAAAGAUAAGAAGCAGACAAGACACAUCCAGCUUCUAACUCCUGAACAAGUAGAAAGUGGUCAGAGUUUAAACAGGACGGUGGUGUCGCUGGUUCUCCUAGACGCCAGCUUGGUGUCUACCCUGAUCAACCACUGGCCCCAGGCGGAGUGCCUCGUCACGGUGGCGCCACUCGUGAGUCAAAGCGUCAACUGUGUCAUCACCUACCAUUUCCCAGAUAUCAAGGUCAUCGUCAUAGACCCAUCAGAGAUCUUUCAGCCAAGGAAUCUCCUGGAGUUAAUUCCACAAGUGAAAGAGUUUCUGUCUUGUCACAGACAUCAGGUAUCCAAAUGUCUGAGUGGAGGGGACAGACUGACUGACAGAUUUCCAGAAGUAACGGCUGACCUCAAUGAUCUGCUCAAAGUCCAAGCUGUCAAGGUCAAUAGGUCAAGUGUCAGAGUUGACCACCAUUACUUGUUUAAACAAGACGCCGUGUACGUUGUGGUGGGUGGGUUGACAGGGUUGGGCUGGGUUACUGUCAGGUUCCUGACGUCACAAGGGGCAGGUAAUAUCGCCAUUCUAAACAGAAGAGCCCCAGGUGAAGCAAAGACAAGGGAGAUAAAUGAACUGUGUCAACAAUCAGCCUGCAACAUCCAAUGUUUCCAGUGCGAUGUCUGUGACAAAGAUUCUCUCUCUAAUGUCUUAAACGUCAGCAUAGCCAUCGAAUUUCCUAACAGGCCUUUGAAGGGGAUCUUUUUUGGAGCAGCCGUUGAAGGAGAUGCAAUGCUGAGUAAUGUCACAAGAGAACAUCUAGAGAAUAUGAUGUCACCCAAGGUCUUGGGUGCGUGGAAUGCGCACACGUUGACUGAAGAUCACGAUCUGGACUACUUUAUCUUGCAGUCUUCAGUGACUUCUGUUAUUGGAAACGUUGGACAGACCAGCUAUGGGGCCGCAAAUGCUUUUCUAGAUGGCCUAGCUACUUUCAGAAGGCACAGAAAUCUGCCAGGUCAAAGCAUUAACUGGGGAGCCUUGAAUCUUGGGAUGUUGACCAACAAUGAAAAGGCUAAGCAGAAUCUAACCCAAAGAGGAAUGAAGCUGCUUACAGAGGAAGAGAUUCAAGAAAUGAUAAUUCCCAUUCUUCUCUUGGACUCUGGCCAGACAGUCGCCUGCAGUUUUGAUAGCGACCUGUGGCGCAAGAAUGCCUUGGCUACUGCACACGGCUCAACUGCCAAAACUGUCAACGAUAAGCUGAGACAUGCCUUGCAGAAAGCUCCCCAACUCCCCCAGCAGGACAGACUCGACAUCUACACCGACUUGCUGACUGCCGUGUCAGCAAACAUCAUCGGGAUCGACGAGUCACUGCUGCAGCCGGACUCAGACUUACCCAGUCUAGGAAUGGACUCGUUGCUGGCAAUGACCAUCAGAAAUGAGGUGUUUAAAAUAACGCAGUGUCGUAUACCGGCUGUGAUUCUGGUCAGUGGUGAGGUCACUGUGCGAAUCCUCGCAGAAACACUGGACCUGGAGGUUCAGACGGAGAUCAGUCAAAGAAAAUAA
Candidula unifasciata is the source of this 6207-nucleotide messenger RNA. The record is from the annotation of a GenBank genome assembly. Lineage: Eukaryota; Metazoa; Mollusca; Gastropoda; Stylommatophora; Geomitridae.